This is a messenger RNA of Eurytemora carolleeae, 1603 nucleotides long. RefSeq names its product D-amino acid dehydrogenase 1. The coding region runs from base 113 to 1459 and encodes 448 amino acids. The transcript is spliced from 14 exons. Lineage: Eukaryota; Metazoa; Arthropoda; Copepoda; Calanoida; Temoridae. Gene Ontology annotation, molecular function: oxidoreductase activity. The record is from RefSeq and is a predicted model, not a curated record. Gene Ontology annotation, cellular component: cytoplasm.
AAACAAUGCAAUAUACUUUAUCAUUUUGAAGUAAUCACACCAAUAAAUCCCUAAAUAUGCAAACAAUGAUAACCUAUAUAAAGCCAGUGGAAUCCCACAGAGGACACAAUUAAUGAUGGCUACAGAUAAAAAACACGUUGUGAUAAUAGGUGGAGGUAUUAUUGGGCUCACCACCGCAUAUGAACUCAGUAAACAUUUCAAGGUCACUUUAGUUGAAAAAGAAAAGGAAGUUUGUCUUGGAGCUUCCUUCCAGAAUGGUGGAGUUAUUAAUGUAGAGAGUAUAACUCCGGUCAACUCAUAUCUUAGUUUCUCUGGUGUUCUGAAAUCCUCUUUGAUAUCCUUGGUCUCGAGUACUCCUAGCAACACCUUUCUCCGUCCCUCAGCUCUUCUUCAACCCAACUUCUUUCUCUGGGUAAAGCACUUCUUCCUGAACACCUCCCAGGAGAGAAUACUGUACCACUCCAAGGGAAUGAUGGAGAUGGGUUCGGCAAUAAAGCCACUAGUUGAGGAGUUGUUUCAAGAUCUUAGAUUGAAGAGAGCAGAACAUAAUCUUCAUUAUACUCCAGGUCUACUUCUCAGUAAGGUUUCUGACCCUUCCUUGACCGUCUCCAACAAGAAGAAGAUGUUUGAUGAAAUAUUCCCUAAGAACUACAGUAUCGGAGCAGACCUUGAACAGAUCAAAUCUAGCUCCGGUAUCCACGGAGUAGAGGAAUACAACUACGGUUGUAUUGAAUUAAAUAAUAUAACAGUAAACACAAGGAGUCUAGGGUUAAGCUUGAAAAGAAAACUAUUGGAGAGAAAGGUUGAAUUUAUUGAGGGUGAAGUAAGCCAGGUUAUAACUAAUGAAGAUGAAGUGCAAGGAUUAAAACUUAAAGAUGGCGGACUAGUGGCUGGAGAUCUCUACGUGGUUUCAGCAGGAUAUCAGUCGUCAAGAAUUCUAAAGAAUAUCGAGAUAAGUAUUCCUCUGAUGCCGAUAAAGGCUUACAGCCUGCAUCUACCAAGUAGCAGAGCAGCAAAGAACUGGAAAUAUGCGGUUCAUAUUGACAGCAGCGUGGCAGGACUCUUUACUCCGUACAGAGAAGGAGUAGAUAAACAUGAGCUCAGGGUUACAGGUAUCCGGGAUAUGGAUGGAGAUGAUCCAACCCUAAGGUUGGAAAGGGUUAAACAUCUAACCGAGGUUGCGGAGAGGUUUACUGGAGAUAACUGGAGGCAGGAGGAGGUUAGGGUUUGGUGUGGUAUAAUGCCUGUUUCUCCGGAUGAUUUCCCUGUGAUUGGAGGCACUAGGAGAUAUUCAAAUCUAUUCCUCAACGUUGGACACGGGUUCAGAGGAACCGCAUAUAGUCUUCCGUCCGCCAGGUUGCUCUCUCAGCUCCUUCUCUCCAGGUUGGAUAUAGAACAGGAGAGAACCAGGUUCUGCUUUAAUCCUAAGUUUGCAGAUCCGUCCAGGUUCGGAAUAUAGCUCAAUUCCCGGGAAAACAGAUCCUAGACAGGAAAGGAAAAUGUCUCCUCCUACUGAAUCUUGGAAAAGUGGACAUGGAUCGAUAGAUAUUAUUUGAUGAAAUAUGAAAUUAAAAUAAUAAUAUAAAGUGAGCUAUUUGCAAUA